AUGAAUAUAUUUGAAUUUAUAAAAAAGCAUUUUAUGUUUAUUUUUUUUAUGAUAUAUCGUUUUUUUAAUAUAAAAUACCCAAUAAAAAAAAAAUUCAUAAUAUUUGGAUUACCUUCUUCGGGGAAAACUUCUAUAAUAUACUUUUUCAAGCUUGGAUAUCUUAUUACAAGUGUAAAAACAUAUUUUGUAAAUGAAGAAAAAUUUACAUUAAAAAUAAAUCACGAUAAAAAUCAUAAUGAAGAAAAAAAUUAUGAAAUAAAUUUUUAUGAGAUAGGACAUAACUGUUCAUUCAAUUUAAUAAAAGAAUAUGCAGAUAUAUCAGACGAUGUAAUUUAUAUUAUUGAUAGUAUACAUAAAGAUAAAUUAUGUGAAUGUAGAGAAGAUUUUAUAAGAAUAUUAUACGAGUUUCGAUUUAUAUAUAGAAAAUGUAAAUUUUUAAUUUUUAUGAACAAGCAAGAUUCUAAUGGCUGCCUAAAGCCAGAAGAUAUUAUCAACUAUUUUGCUUUACCAAAUGAAUUACAAUAUCGAUGUAAAUUUAUAUCUUCAAGUACAUUAUCUGGACAAGGAUUAAAUGAAGGUUUAGAAUGGCUAUUAAAUUAUAAUAUAUUUUAUGAAAAAGAAAACAUUAUUGAAAGGCGUAAAAAGUUAUAUGACUAUUAA
Plasmodium vinckei vinckei is the source of this 660-nucleotide messenger RNA. Its product is annotated as ADP-ribosylation factor, putative. Lineage: Eukaryota; Apicomplexa; Aconoidasida; Haemosporida; Plasmodiidae. The transcript is spliced from 2 exons. Gene Ontology annotation, biological process: intracellular protein transport; vesicle-mediated transport. The record is from RefSeq and is a predicted model, not a curated record. Gene Ontology annotation, molecular function: GTPase activity; GTP binding. Bases 1 to 660 code for a protein of 219 amino acids. Gene Ontology annotation, cellular component: cytoplasm.